Spea bombifrons (plains spadefoot toad) is the source of this 2617-nucleotide messenger RNA. It is a transcript of the gene COLEC11, whose product is annotated as collectin subfamily member 11. The transcript is spliced from 8 exons. NCBI's taxonomy places the organism in Eukaryota, Metazoa, Chordata, Amphibia, Anura, Pelobatidae. The record is from RefSeq and is a predicted model, not a curated record. The coding region runs from base 183 to 1007 and encodes 274 amino acids.
UGUUUACAGAUAACACUCCGGUCUAUUUGAGUUUGGAAGCUGAAGGUAUCUUUUUCAAUUAAGAUCUGUCAGACUUCUGUAAACAGCAGAAAUGAGAUUGGCGUGUACUGCAAACCACAAGUCACAUCGAGCUCCACAUCUCUUGGGAAGCGUAAGGAGUCAAUGACUUGCUGGCCCUCAUUAUGAAGCAAGAUCUGGUUUUCUCCGUCACUCUGGUCUUCCUGACAUUGUUGGCAUCUGGAUAUUCUCAACAUAUAACGGAGGAGGCUUGUUCUGUGCAGAUACUUGUGCCUGGUCUGAAAGGUGAUGAUGGUGAGAAAGGAGAAAAGGGUGCCCCGGGAAGACCAGGAAGAGUUGGCCCACCUGGUGAAAAAGGAGAAAUGGGUGAUAAAGGAAUGAAGGGAAGCAUGGGCCGCCAUGGGAAAAUUGGCCCUAUUGGCUCCAAAGGUGAAAAGGGAGAUGUUGGUGAAAUGGGUCCACCUGGGCCAAAUGGAGAUCCAGGCAUCCCCUGUGAGUGUGGACAUCUUAGAAAAGCUGUUGGCGAGAUGGAUAUCCAAGUGGCCCAACUGACAACAGAACUGAAAUUUAUAAAAAAUGCACUGCCCUCCCCCGCAGUUGUUGCCGGAGUGCGUGAGACAGAUAAUAAGAUCUACCUACUUGUGAAGGAAGAAAAGAAGUACAUUGAUGCCCAAGCUUACUGCCAAGGCAGAGGCGGGACACUCAGCAUGCCAAAAGACGAGUCUACCAACAGCCUGAUUGCCUCAUACAUUAACCAAGCUGGCCUCAACAGAGUCUUCAUUGGGAUCAAUGACUUGGAAAAGGAAGGCCAUUUUGUAUAUUCUGACCGAUCCCCGUUGCAGACCUUCAACAAAUGGCGCCAGGGAGAACCUAACAAUGCAUACGAUGAAGAGGACUGUGCUGAAAUGGUUUCCUCUGGAGGAUGGAACGAUGUUCCUUGCCUCAUUACAAUGUAUUUUAUUUGUGAGUUUGAUAAAGAAAGCUUGUAAUUUUGCUUCUUUUAAAGCAAUCCUGUAUUCCAAAAACACUUUAUGUUGACCAGUAUAGCAGAAAAAUGUCUAUGCACUGAGUUGAUAUUUUAAAACAUUUUUUUAAUUAUUAUUAUUUUCUAAAACCAACGUGCCUUUUAACUCGUAUGUUAAUCUGAAAUACCUCCCCUUCACUGGUUAUAAAGGAUUCGAAGACAUUAGGGAACAGCCAAUCAAAGGAAAGAUGUUGUUGCCAAGACUAAUCUUAGGUAUGAAUGUUUUCUUGUUUUUGCACAUUUUAAAGGAACAGCCGCAUCAUUUAAAAAAAAAAAAAAACAUUAAUGGCCACAUAAACUAUGCCUCAUUCAAUUUAAUGGCAUGUUAGCAUGCCGUCAUACCUGGGAACACUCAGGGGUUUUGCCCCAAUCUUAGGAUCUCAGGGGGGAGGGGCAGAUUCUCAGGGAGCUGACGUCUUCCCAUUCCAAUUGGUGCUUUUGCUGCCAGUGUUAAAGUUGAUAUCCCUUCUUGAAUGCAGGUGACUCAAUUAAAUGUAUAAAAGUUUCCAUUAGAAAUUGCAUUAGAGUCAUUUGCUUAACAUAUUUGGUGAGUAACUACACAGAAGCUUCACAAUAUACUUUUAAAGGGUUAAUAUUUCAAGAGUCUCUGGGUCAGCUCAUUAGGAAAGUUCCCAGGUAUGAUUACCAGGCAAUGUACCCCGAUGUGCCAUGGUCAGUGAUUCGGCCAUGACUGCUUCUAUAAUUUAAGGUUAUUUUCUGUUAAAUUAUAUACAAUCCACAGUAAUGCAGGUACUUAUUGAGCUCUAAGACAGAGAAGAAGAAGUAUAUUACUACACAUAAAUUAUUGCGCGAUAAACAAUUUAACAUGUUGGAGCGAUGCAAGUUAUUGUGGGGUUAAAAGGACAAUGUAUCUUGUAUAUGGACAUUCAGCAAUAUAGCAGAACAAACAAAGAAACAAUACAAUAGUGUAAUAUUAUCACAGCUAAAUAUUAUUGGUUGUGCUUAAUCUAUGCACGCACAUACUCCUCAAAGAUGUUUUGCCCAUUAAAGCUUCGACCAGGCGAUAUCUAUCUAGUAAAGGAAGUUUCUGUUCAUGAAGCUAUGUGUCUGGAGAGACCCUCUUGAGAACUUGUUUAUUUUUUUAAAGGACGCCAUCUUGUGAGAGGCAAAAUCUCUUGCAGCGGCGCUUGUGACCGCUCUCGACAGCGAGGCAUUCAGCGACACCUCCUAAGGUCUUUUAAAUCAAGCGUCCACCAUCAUACAGUAAUGCAAUGGCAUGCCAGGCACGUCAUUGGUCGUUAACUGACUGUUUUUGCAUGACAUGCCUGGUGGUAAAGGGGUUCAAGUGUUUUCUGUAAAUUAUAAGCCAUCUAUGAAUAUACAAAGCUUUCUUUUCAAGGUUACAAACCCCUCUCUUAUCUCACAAGCAAACAAAAGUGGUAUGUAGAUUUAUUUCUGUCCAGUUACGAGUUUCAAGUCAUGUUUGUUUUUGAUGUAACUGUAUGUCUGAUUAUUUGUUUUUCAUAUUCGUCCUUUUUAUUUAGUUCUACUGUGUUGGUGUAAAUGUCUGUGUUGGAACUUGAUAUGUGCAUUAAACAUCUGUGAGAAAAGAAA